Messenger RNA from Podarcis raffonei (Aeolian wall lizard), 1362 nucleotides. RefSeq names its product CUE domain containing 2 (gene CUEDC2). The record is from RefSeq and is a predicted model, not a curated record. The coding region runs from base 170 to 1009 and encodes 279 amino acids. The transcript is spliced from 9 exons. Lineage: Eukaryota; Metazoa; Chordata; Lepidosauria; Squamata; Lacertidae.
CCUCCUCCUCCCGCUUUGGGAUGAAGGAGGAUUCGGAACCACGUGAUUCUUUCAACAUCUCUACGCGGGAGCGGGCGGAGGAGGCGCGCAGGUCGCCCGGCGGACGGACAGACAGACAGACAGACAGACCUACAGGCAGGCACGCCCCUACACCCACUCCUCAAAGGAAAUGCAGCCAGAGAGAAUAAUCCAAGAUAGUUUGUCAGUCUUCAUCCAGAAUCAUAUCCCGGGUGCUGACUUGAGUGGUCUGGAUGACAUUGUUUUCUCCUACAUGGCAAGCGUCCUGGAAGGGCUUGGGUCCCAUGAGUCGUUUGAAGAGAAUUUUGACAUGGACACCUUUAUGGAAAUGAUGGGAGCGUACGUCCCUGGCUUUGCGGAAAUCAACAGUAGCAACGUUUGUGAAAUGAUGGUUUCUCUCUCAGAAAGGCUCCAUGAAGCCCGCAGUAAACAAUACACCAUGCAGAGCAGGAGCCAUGUAAAAUCUGAAGCAACGGCCCAUGUUCGUGAAGAGGGAGCAAGUGUGUCUGAGGACAACAGGCUGUCGUGCUCCCCGGUCGAGGGAGCCCCAGCAGAGGAAACACAUGGUGAUCCAGUGGAAGUGAUUCUGGAGAUGUUUCCAUCUUGCACGGUGAGCCAAGCCCAAAAGGCUCUAGGCAUGGCCUUGGGGAACCUGGAGGAGGCAGCACAACUCAUCCUAGAGGAGAAGGUGCAACUCAACACCCUGGAUACAACCAUACAGGAAGCUUCAAGAUCCCAGAAGACACCCAAGCAAGGCGAAUUAAAGCAAUUUAUCUUGGAGAAGUACAUGAUGGUAGAUAACGAAGAGGAUCAGAAAACACACAGACCAGCACCCCCCAAAGAGGCUCCCAAGAAGAUGAUUCGCUACAUUGACAAUCAGGUAGUAAGUACAAAAGGGGAACGAUACAAGGAUAUCAAGAAGGCAGAGAGUGAAGAAAUGAAGAGAACGUACAUCAGUCUCAAGCCAGCCAGGAAAUAUAAAUUCCACUAAGGGCCACUAAAGUCGCAUCACAUGCCUUCUGCUUGGGUACUCGUUUUAACCAUUUUCUCACCAUCUACCAGCCAAGAGCGAAGAAACCCUUCUGCCUAUUUAUCUGGGGGAUGAAAUUUAGAAUUAGAAGUUUGUGUUUACAUGCUUGAGAACUAACUCUCCGUAUACAGAAGCAGGGCCUAUGGUGACUAUAGGAGCUGCUGCUGCUCCUUCUCCUCCUCUGUCCUUCUCCUUACAGGAGUUUACUACGCUAGUGUGCUGCUUGUGUUGUUUUAUAACAAGUCAUUUGAAAUUUGUGCAUAAUGUAUGAUCAUGUUCGCCUAACACAGUAAAGCUAGCUUCCAUGACUGCUA